This is a messenger RNA of Postia placenta MAD-698-R-SB12, 651 nucleotides long. RefSeq lists its product as hypothetical. Lineage: Eukaryota; Fungi; Basidiomycota; Agaricomycetes; Polyporales; Adustoporiaceae. The record is from RefSeq and is a predicted model, not a curated record. The coding region runs from base 1 to 651 and encodes 216 amino acids. The transcript is spliced from 7 exons.
AUGUCCCUCACACGCGUAGCAGUUGUAACUGGCGCCGCACAGGGCAUUGGACGGGCUAUUGCGCUACGGCUGGCUGCCGAUCACCUUGAUGUCGCUGUGAAUGACAUAGCGUCGAAGACGGACCAGCUGCAGGAACUGGUGUCGCAGAUACAAGCUCGAGGAGGGCGUUCCCUUGCAGUUCCUGCGGAUAUCUCCAACGAAGACGACGUUCAGAAAAUGAUUGCCAAGGUUGUGGAGACGUUUGGCGGCCUCGAUGCGAUGGUGGCGAAUGCGGGAAUAGUGGCCUUGAAGCCAUUGAUAGAACUAUCUUCGGAAGACUUCGAUAAGCUCACAUCUGUCAACCUGCGAGGCGUAAUGUUAUGUUACAAGCAUGCAGCCAUUCAGAUGAUACAGCAAGGAAGAGGCGGACGAAUCCUAGGCAUGCUGGCACUGUCUGCAUAUAGCGCCACGAAGUUUGCUGUCCGUGGUUUGACACAGAGCGCAGCUUUGGAACUGGCAAAACACAAUAUCACCGAUGCGAUUCUUCCUAAAAACACGCCUAUAGGCGAACCCGAAGUUAUCGCCAGCCUGGUCUCUUACUUGAUCAAACCAGAGGCAUAUUUUAUUACUGGCCAGACCAUCAUGGUGAACGGCGGUCUCAUGGUAGAUUGA